UGAGGGCGCAUGCGCAAAGACAGCUACCAGGACUCUCCCUCGGAGCCCGGGCCGGAGCUAGCGGGGGGCCCAGCGAACACGGCGCACUUCCGGGACGCUGCGCGCGGACCCUUUCCCCGCUCCCUGUCCGCUCCUUCCGCAGCAGCUUUCUCGGCGGGUAGAUUCAGGAGGAACCGUAGGUCCCAAGAGCCUGUGCGCGUGUCCAGAAGGGAGCAUUCGACUCCGUGGUCGCCUGGAGCGGCGCUGGAGGAGGGAGAGACGUAUAUAGGGACUCGAGAUCCGCCGUGGGAAUGAUCCACGAACUGCUCUUGGCUCUGAGCGGGUACCCAGGGUCCAUUUUCACCUGGAACAAGCGGAGCGGCCUUCAGGUGUCACAGGACUUCCCAUUUCUCCAUCCCAGUGAAACCAGUGUCCUGAAUCGACUCUGUCGGCUUGGCACAGACUAUAUUCGCUUCACCGAGUUCAUUGAACAGUACACAGGCCAUGUGCAGCCACAGGAUCACCAUCCGUCUCAGCAGGGCCAAGGUGGGUUACAUGGAAUCUACCUAAGGGCCUUCUGCACAGGUCUGGACUCAGUUUUGCAGCCUUAUCGCCAAGCACUGCUUGAUUUGGAACAAGAGUUCCUGGCCGACCCCCACCUCUCCAUAUCACAUGUCAAUUACUCCUUAGAUCAGUUCCAGCUCCUUUUCCCCUCUGUGAUGGUUGUAGUAGAACAAAUUAAAAGUCAAAAGAUUCAUGGUUGCCAAAUCCUGGAAACAGUAUACAAACACAGCUGUGGAGGUUUGCCUCCUGUUCGAAGUGCACUAGAAAAAAUCCUGGCGGUGUGUCAUGGGGUUAUGUAUAAGCAGCUCUCAGCCUGGAUGCUACAUGGACUCCUCCUGGACCAGCACGAAGAGUUCUUUAUCAAACAGGGUCCAUCUUCUGGUAACGUCAGUGCCCAGCCAGAAGAAGAUGAGGAGGACCUGGGCAUUGGGGGACUGACAGGAAAGCAACUGCGAGAACUGCAGGACUUGCGCCUGAUAGAGGAAGAGAACAUGCUGGCCCCAUCUCUAAAGCAGUUUUCCCUGCGAGUGGAGAUUCUGCCAUCCUACAUUCCCGUGAGGGUUGCUGAAAAAAUCCUGUUUGUUGGAGAAUCUGUCCAGAUGUUUGAGAAUCAAAAUGUCAACCUGACUAGAAAAGGAUCCAUUUUGAAAAACCAGGAGGACACUUUCGCUGCAGAGCUGCAUCGUCUCAAGCAACAGCCGCUCUUCAGCCUGGUGGAUUUUGAACAGGUGGUAGAUGGUAUUCGCAGCACCGUGGCUGAGCAUCUCUGGAAGCUGAUGGUGGAAGAGUCAGAUUUACUGGGUCAGCUGAAGAUCAUUAAAGACUUUUACCUUCUGGGACGUGGAGAACUGUUUCAGGCCUUCAUUGACACAGCUCAACACAUGCUAAAAACGCCGCCCACUGCAGUGACUGAACAUGAUGUGAAUGUGGCCUUCCAACAGUCAGCACACAAGGUGUUGUUAGACGACGACAACCUUCUCCCUCUGUUGCACUUGACAAUUGAGUACCAUGGAAAGGAGCAUAAAGAUGCUGCUCAAGCCAGAGAAGGGCCUUCUCGGGAGACUUCUCCCCGGGAAGCCCCCGCGUCAGGCUGGGCUGCCCUGGGUCUUUCCUACAAAGUGCAGUGGCCACUGCAUAUCCUCUUCACCCCCGCUGUCCUGGAAAAGUACAAUGUUGUUUUCAAGUACUUACUGAGUGUGCGCCGGGUACAAGCUGAGCUGCAGCACUGCUGGGCCCUGCAGAUGCAGCGCAAGCACCUCAAGUCCAACCAGACUGAUGCGGUCAAGUGGCGCCUAAGAAACCACAUGGCGUUCUUGGUGGAUAAUCUCCAGUACUACCUCCAGGUAGAUGUGCUGGAGUCUCAGUUCUCACAGCUGCUUCAUCAGAUCAAUUCCACCCGAGACUUUGAAAGCAUCCGACUGGCUCACGACCACUUCCUGAGCAACUUGCUGGCUCAGUCCUUUAUCUUGUUGAAACCUGUGUUUCACUGCCUGAAUGAAAUCCUAGAUCUCUGUCACAGCUUUUGCUCACUAGUCAGUCAGAACCUGGGCCCGCUGGAUGAACGAGGGGCCGCCCAGCUGAGCAUCCUGGUGAAGGGCUUUAGCCGCCAGUCAUCACUGCUAUUCAAGAUUCUCUCCAGUGUUCGGAAUCAUCAGAUCAACUCGGACUUGGCUCAACUACUGUUACGACUAGAUUAUAACAAAUAUUACACCCAGGCUGGUGGAACUCUGGGCAGUUUCGGAAUGUGAAAAUGUCAGGUCCACACACUGAAAUAACAGUCCAUCCCACCGCGUUACCAUCUUUAACACAAGACUCACAGCAAACGGGAUUCUCUAGCCACUCACUGAAUGUCUGCGACCUACUGAGAGGCUCUGCCUUUUCUCCUAGAAGCGAUUACCGAACAUCCAUGGGUACAAAUCCUUCCCCCCCUUUCCCAUAUAGAAGGGCCUGCCCUACCAUCUUAGGGGAGUUCUUAACUCACCCACAAGAGAACAUGUGAUGUCAGCUCUCCCUCUGUGGACCAUGGAAGAUCCGUUACAUUGAGAAUAUUUGUCAGAUAAUUUCACUUAUUGAACACCUACUAUGUGCCUAGGUACUGUUCAAGUUGCAAGAGACACACAAGUAAUAUAGAUCAGAAAGUUAAAUAUUUUGUGGCUUGUGUGAAAAAGGAAUUAUAUUUAUAAAUAGGCCAAUGCUGGAUGUUAGCGCUGAGCAAGAAAGGCACCAGAUAGGGUAGGCUUCCCCUCAACCCACAGAUCCUCUUUUCCUCCUUCAGAAAAUUGAAAUUGAGAAUGUCCCAUCUUUAAGGAUCUUCAAAACUGAAUUUGAAGAAUUUUACCAGUGAGCUCUUAACACAUUGAGGAUGAGGCAUUUAAAUAUAUAGACGCAUAUCUGUGUCACUGGUCCACAAUGUGUUAAUUAUUUCAGGGCAAUUCUAGUUAUUAACAAUGUAACAAUGUUUUGUUAUUUAAAGUUUUGUUAUUUUUUAACAAAGAAAGGUCAUUAAGAAAAAAAAUUGAGAUAAAAUUAUUAGCUGUCAAAUACUGAAAAUUGCUGGUCUAACUAUCCCAUCUUAGAAAAGCCCCAGGAGUUAAGGUUCUCCCAAUGUGGCCCAACUGUCACUGGCAAUCACUAAUAUUCGUAUCAUUGUGAACCAAAACAAAUAUUCAUUGAACUCCCUCCAAACACAAAAAGAAUGCAGCAUUCUGGCCUCAGUUUGUAGCCAUUCGAUCUGGUCCUCAUGUCUACAUCUUAUACCACAUACUACACUUACCCUUAUUCCCUGUAACUGUCAGCUAAAGACCCCUUCCACUGCAGAGGUUAGCAAACCAUGACCCGCCACCUGUUUUUGUAAAUAAAACUUUACUGGAACACAGCUACUCUUUUUCGUUUACCUAUUGUCGAUGGUUGCUUUCAUGCCAUCAUGGGAAAGGUGAGUAGUUGUGACACACUGAAUGGCCCACAAAGCCUAAAAUAUUCACUAUUUGGCAGAAAAAAAAUUUGACGCCUGCUCUAGAGAAAGAAAAUAUCAAUAGGGUGAUGCUAGAGGUAGGGGAGGAACAGCUUCUAGCAUCUGUGACAACAGUAAUAAAAUUUUGUACCUGUGACUAGA
Messenger RNA from Hipposideros armiger (great roundleaf bat), 3655 nucleotides. It is a transcript of the gene TUBGCP4, whose product is annotated as tubulin gamma complex component 4. Gene Ontology annotation, cellular component: spindle pole; gamma-tubulin complex; microtubule organizing center. NCBI's taxonomy places the organism in Eukaryota, Metazoa, Chordata, Mammalia, Chiroptera, Hipposideridae. Gene Ontology annotation, biological process: spindle assembly; meiotic cell cycle; mitotic cell cycle. The record is from RefSeq and is a predicted model, not a curated record. Bases 291 to 2291 code for a protein of 666 amino acids. The transcript has 18 exons. Gene Ontology annotation, molecular function: microtubule minus-end binding; gamma-tubulin binding.